GUGGGGACUGGAAAGGGUUGGGGUUCACAAAAACAGUGUGCCUUAGGUCUAUCUCCUGGGGGUCCCGCCUGGUACCUGAAUCUCUCCAGGUUCCCACCUCUGCUCUGAGGGUCCUAUGGACCUGCCCAUCCAGCUCCACCCCAGCCUGUGGGCAGUACGGGGAGUUCCUGACAGAGCAUCCCAGGCAGAUGCACUUGUGCCCAGGGAUUGGAAGCGUCAUCCAGUCACCUGCAGCUCGUACAUUCACAGUUGCUGAGGUAACACACAUAUAUGUGUACCACACAGGCAGCCCCCAGGCUCAGGUUCACUAGGGGUCUCAGGUGGUAUCUGAGGAGCUUUGGCCUGACAUGCAUGCCGAGACCUGCCCUGGAAUUUUUGGAAUAGCUGAGGCCUGAAUGGGCAGCCUGAAGCUGAGAGCAGAUAUUGGGCCACUGCUCAGACCCCCCCACCCAAAAACAAAACAAAACCCACUGCCUGUCGAGUCAAUUGUGACUCAUAGCGACCCUAUAGGAUCGAACAGAACUGCCCCAUAGAGUUUCCAAGGAGUGCCUGGUGAAUUUGAACUGCUGACCUCUUGGUUAGCAGCUAUAGCACUUAACCACUAUACCACCAGACCCCCCCCCCAACAUCCCCACAAUCCCAUGGAGGCGGCUUUGGGGAAUUCUAAGGAGUGCUCCUGGGUGUCUGGUGCCAGCUUUUUUGAUGAGUCUACACAGUUGGAAGAGUAGGUGUUGCUAUCUUUAUUUCAUAUAAGAAGAAACCGAGGCAGUACAGACAGGGUAGGUAGGUUACCCUAGGUCCACAGGAGGUGGGCCAGGAAUCCAAGCCAGGCUCCCAGCCAUCUGGGCACCAAGAGACCUGGGAAUGUGGAUCCCUGGCCAAAUCGCAUCUCCCAGACACUCCUCUCUAUUGAAGGCUAAUGCUGCACCUUAGGGGUGCACCCUGGGGUGGAUGCUCAGAGGACACAGAAUAAGAACAGGGAACCUGGAGCUCAGCCACCACCUGGGUUUAGUGGACCCUGGGACCCCAGGACCCAGGUCUGGCCCUCCUGGGUGACCUUUGCCUCUGAACCUCUCAGGUCUUUGUCACUAAAAGGGAGUAAAUGGUACCUACCUGGAGUGUUGCUGUGAGGACUAGAGCUGCCCUGGAGUGAUGGCUGAGGGGACAAAGGAUUGGCUGGGUCUUGGAGGAUCAUCCACAGGCAUUUUUCUCAUUCUUCUGUAUGCUCAGCUCUACAUUUCCUGGACAGGAGAACAGUCUCUUUAGAGACAAAGCAACAAUGGUGGGGCAGGCUGCAGUGCAUAAGUUUAGAAUAGUUUAUAAUGUACUUCCAACCUACUUCCACAAAAAAAUAAGAAGUAAGCAACAACCCCUCCCCCCAGCCAGGGCUAGGGACCAUGGUUUCGGGGGGCAUCUAGCUCAAUUGUCAUAACAUAGUUUAAAAAGAAAAUGUUCUGCAUCCUACUUUGGUGAGUAGCAUUUGGGUCUUAAAGGCUUGUGAGUGGUUGUCUAAGAUAUGUCUACUGAUCCCACCCCGUUAGGAGCAAGGGAGAACGAGGAAAACCAAAGACACAAGGGAAAGACUAGUCCAAAGGACUAAUGGACCACAACUACCAUAGCCUCCACCAAACUGAGUUCAGCAUAACUAGAUGGUGCCCGGCUACCACCACCGACUGCUCUGACAGGGAUCACAAUAGAGGGUCAUGGACAGAGUGGGAGAAAAAUGUAGAACAAAAUUCUAACACUCAAAAAAAAGACCAGACUUACUGGUCCAACAGAGACUGGAGAAACUCCAAGAGUAUGGUUCCCGGCAGCCCUUGAACUCAGUACUAAAGUCACUCCUGAGGUUCACCCUUUAGCCAAAGUUUAGACAGGCCUAUAAAACAAACAAUAACAUGUAGUUCAACCAUGUAUACAAGACUAAACUUGCAUACCAGCCCCGGGGCAAGGAUGAGAAGGCAGGAGGGGACAGGAAAACUGGACGAAUGGAAAUGGAGAACCCAAGAUUGAGAAGAGGGAAGUGUUGACAUGUCAUGGGGUUGACAACCAAUGUCACAAAAGAGUAUGUGUAGUGUUUAAUGAGAAACUAAUUUGCUCUGUAAACUUUUCACCUAAAGCACAAUAAAAAUCAUAUAAAAUAAAGUUCCUCCCCCAAAGAAGUGUUACUGUCAGAAAAAUCAGAAACCAUGCACAGGAAGGGGGCAAGGACUCUGAAAUGAGACAGAUAGUGACUGUAGCUGUGGAAUAAAUUUAGCUUGGAGAUUCCUGGCAGCCACAGCAGAAAGAGAAGUAAGAUGAGUUCUGUAGCUGCCAUUUUCAGACAAAAUGAAGUUUCUGACUUCAUUAGGAAAGAUACUUUUUGUCAUGAAAAUCCAGGAGUAAUUUUCAGAGGUCUCUUACUGGAGGGCCAUCAGUGAAAUGGGCAGUGUUGCUGAGUUUUCAGACUCUUCUUGUGGCUUCUCCUUAUUCUGACCCUGAACAAACAUUGAGGGCACAGCAAAUACCACAGGGCAUCUGAGGAACUAUGUUAUGCUGCCCCCAACAAGCUUUAUCAUGGUUUGGUUCCCCCACUUUCUGGCUUGACCUCCAGCCACCUUUGUCCACUGUGCCAUUGACAGUGACCUAUUUGCAGUUAGUGAACACAGGAUUUAGUUGCUUGGCUCACUCAGCUAGUCCAAGUUGCUGGAUGAAGCUGAUGUACCACUUUCACAUGCUGUGGGAAGGAAGAGCUGAUUUUGCCCUGGAAAAUUUUACCUUGGAAAUUGUCAUGGGCAUACACCUGUCGGUUUCCUUGGAUGGUAAAAAAAAAAUCCACGGUGCAGCACCUGCUGAGUGGUUGUUGGCUCAGAGAGGGCAAGUGAAACCUCAUAACUAGAGCAAGAGGAUGUAUCAGAUGGAGGAGCAUGCACCAGUCAGCAUUCUCAGCUCCAAACAAGAGAAAUGAGUUCUGGCCAAUUUACACAGAAAAGGUUGGUGGUAGCUCUCAUAGAGCCAGGCCAGGCCAGCAGAUGAUGCAAUCACACCACCAGUCAGGGCUGGUGAUGACACUUCCAUCACCAUAUAUCCUGUCAACAUUGCUGCACGAACAACUCCACACUGCUGCCGUACUAGCUGUCAUCCAACAUCAAGGUGGCUUCUUUGAAAGAUGUCUGCUUCCCAUUUGUUGUGCCAUUGCCACAGCUGCUGCUGCCAGGCUGUCUGGGGAAAAAAUGCGUAGCAUCUAGAAGAGGAAUACGUGGUGUCUUCUGCCUGCAUGAUGGAAAGCUGGGACUGUUACCCACCAAGACUCAGAAGGGACAAGAUCUGGAAUAUAGGGAAGAGUGUGAAUGCUAGGCAGCCAGAAAAGUAGCCGAAUGAUGGGGGGAGGGGUAGGCUUAUAAAAAGGAGCAUCUGCCAUGUUUCUGCAAAGUUUCUAUGGCUUCUAGGCAGUGUCUGGCCAGCCUGACACCGGUAGAGGUGUGGGUGUGGAGGGGUGGACAGCCACAUGGUCCUGGUCUGGGGCAAGCGGCCUGGGUCUGGGGGCAGGGAGGCUAACGAGCGGGCUCCCGCCAGCAGCCCCCGCUACCCAACCGCCCUUGCCUUCUUGGGCCCUGCGCAGUCCAGCACCCACCCUGCCUGACCUUUCUUGAAGACCCCGACACGCUUUGCGCCCACUUCCACCGUUCUCGGUGUUUCUGGCUUGCCCGGCCUCCCGGCAUCCCCCUGGCUGCCUGCGCCAGGACGCCUCCGCGCGGUGCAUGGUGAGGUAGCUAGCGGGACAUCUGUCAGCCAUGGCGGCGGAAGGUGCCCUGUGCGGCUUCAUUUAUCUGGAGGGCAGCAGCUGGGGGAGCCCUGAGGACACAGAGCCCUUGGCGCCUGGGACAUUGGGUCAUGGCAACCACAGAGAGAGCAGCCCUUUCCUUUCUCCCUUGGAGGCUUCCAGAGGAAGUGACUACUAUGACAGGAACCUAGCACUGUUUGAGGAAGAGCUGGACAUCCGCCCAAAGGUGUCAUCUCUCCUGGGCAAGCUCGUCAGCUACACCAACCUCACGCAGGGUGCCAAGGAGCAUGAGGAGGCUGAGAGCGGGGAGGGCCCCCGCCGCAGAUCAGCAAAGGCACCCAGCAUGGGCACCCUCAUGGGGGUGUACCUGCCCUGCCUGCAGAAUAUCUUUGGGGUCAUCCUCUUCCUGCGGCUGACCUGGAUGGUGGGCACGGCUGGGGUACUGCAGGCCCUCCUCAUCGUGCUCAUCUGCUGCUGCUGUACCCUGCUGACGGCCAUCUCCAUGAGCGCCAUCGCCACCAAUGGCGUGGUACCAGCUGGGGGCUCCUAUUUCAUGAUCUCCCGCUCGCUGGGGCCAGAGUUUGGAGGCGCUGUGGGCCUGUGUUUCUACCUGGGAACGACAUUUGCAGCAGCCAUGUAUAUCCUGGGGGCCAUUGAGAUCUUGCUGACCUACAUUGCCCCGCCGGCUGCCAUUUUUUAUCCAACAGGCGCUCAUGACACAUCAAGCGCUACCCUGAACAAUAUGCGGGUGUACGGGACCAUCUUUCUGACCUUUAUGACCCUGGUGGUAUUUGUUGGUGUCAAGUAUGUGAACAAAUUUGCCUCACUCUUCCUGGCCUGUGUGAUCAUCUCCAUCCUGUCCAUUUAUGCUGGGGGCAUCAAGUCUAUUUUUGACCCUCCUGAGUUUCCAGUGUGUAUGCUGGGCAACAGGACCCUGUCCCAGGACCAAUUUGAUGUCUGUGCCAAGACGGUCAUGGUGGACAACAAGACAGUGGCCAGCCAGCUAUCAAGCCUCUUCUGCCAUGGCCCCAACCUUACCACUGACUCCUGUGACCCCUACUUCCUGCUCAACAAUGUGACUAAGAUCCCCGGCAUCCCUGGUGCAGCUGCUGCUGUUCUCCAAGAAAACCUGUGGAGCGCCUACCUGGAAAAGGGUGAGGUCGUGGAGAAGCGGGGGCUGCCCUCCACAGACAACCCUGGCCUGAAGGAGAGCCUGCCCCUGUACGUGGUGGCAGACAUUGCCACAUCCUUCACAGUGCUGGUUGGCAUCUUCUUCCCCUCCGUAACAGGCAUUAUGGCUGGCUCGAACCGCUCUGGAGACCUCCGUGAUGCCCAGAAGUCCAUUCCAGUGGGAACCAUUCUGGCCAUUGUUACAACCUCUCUUGUGUACUUCAGCAGUGUGGUUCUGUUUGGCGCCUGCAUUGAGGGUGUGGUUCUCCGGGACAAGUAUGGUGAUGGCGUCAGGAGGAACUUGGUGGUAGGCACAUUGGCGUGGCCUUCACCCUGGGUCAUUGUCAUCGGCUCCUUCUUCUCAACUUGUGGUGCUGGCCUACAGAGCCUCACUGGGGCACCCCGCCUGCUACAGGCCAUUGCCAAGGACAACAUCAUCCCCUUCCUCCGGGUGUUUGGCCACAGCAAGGCAAAUGGUGAACCAACAUGGGCGCUCCUCCUGACGGCACUCAUUGCUGAGCUUGGCAUCCUCAUCGCCUCCCUAGACAUGGUGGCUCCCAUUCUAUCCAUGUUCUUUCUGAUGUGUUACCUGUUUGUCAACUUGGCCUGUGCCGUGCAGACGCUCCUGAGGACCCCUAACUGGCGGCCCCGAUUUAAGUACUAUCACUGGGCACUGUCCUUCCUGGGCAUGAGCCUCUGCCUGGCCCUGAUGUUUGUCUCCUCCUGGUACUAUGCCUUAGUCGCCAUGCUCAUCGCCGGCAUGAUCUACAAGUACAUUGAGUACCAAGGGGCUGAGAAGGAGUGGGGUGACGGCAUCCGAGGCUUGUCCCUGAGCGCCGCCCGCUAUGCUCUGUUGCGGCUAGAGGAGGGGCCUCCUCACACCAAGAACUGGCGGCCCCAGCUGCUGGUGCUGCUGAAGUUAGACGAGGACCUCCAUGUAAAGUACCCACGGCUCCUCACCUUCGCCUCCCAGCUUAAGGCCGGCAAAGGCCUGACCAUCGUUGGGUCUGUCAUCCAGGGCAGCUUCUUGGAGAGCUAUGGCGAGGCCCAGGCUGCUGAGCAGACAAUCAAGAACAUGAUGGAGAUUGAGAAAGUGAAGGGCUUCUGCCAGGUGGUGGUAGCCAGCAAGGUGCGUGAGGGGCUGGCCCACCUCAUACAGUCAUGUGGCCUGGGCGGCAUGAGGCAUAACUCAGUGGUGCUGGGCUGGCCCUACGGCUGGAGGCAGAGCGAGGACCCACGUGCCUGGAAGACCUUUAUCGACACUGUGCGCUGUACCACUGCUGCCCACCUGGCCCUGCUUGUGCCCAAGAACAUCGCCUUCUACCCCAGCAACCAUGAGCGCUACAUGGAGGGCCACAUUGACGUGUGGUGGAUCGUGCAUGACGGUGGCAUGCUCAUGCUGUUGCCCUUCCUGCUGCGCCAGCACAAGGUUUGGAGGAAGUGCCGGAUGCGCAUCUUCACAGUGGCCCAGAUGGAUGACAACAGCAUCCAGAUGAAGAAGGAUCUGGCCAUCUUCCUGUACCACCUACGCCUUGAGGCCGAGGUUGAGGUGGUGGAGAUGCACAACAGUGACAUCUCUGCGUACACCUACGAGCGGACACUGAUGAUGGAGCAGCGGACUCAAAUGCUGCGGCAGAUGAGGCUGACCAAGACUGAGCGGGAGCGAGAAGCCCAACUGAUCAAGGACCGUCACUCAGUCCUUCGGCUGGAGAGCCUGUACUCAGAUGAGGAGGAUGAGUCCGCAGCUGGGGCUGACAAGAUCCAGAUGACAUGGACCCGGGACAAGUACAUGGCGGCUGAGUCCUUGGACCCCAGCCAUGCCCCUGAUAACUUCCGGGAGCUGGUACACAUUAAGCCGGACCAGUCCAAUGUGUGGCGCAUGCACACGGCUGUCAAGCUCAACGAAGUCAUUGUUACACGCUCCCAUGAUGCCCGUCUGGUCCUGCUGAACAUGCCUGGCCCGCCUAAAAACAGCGAGGGUGACGAGAAUUACAUGGAGUUCCUAGAGGUGCUGACUGAGGGUCUGGAGCGGGUACUGCUGGUGCGUGGCGGUGGCCGUGAAGUCAUCACCAUCUACUCCUGAGCCCAGUGCAGCCUUGUGGCCUGCAGUGGAGGUGUCCAGGGUAGCAGGCCCCUCCCAGCACCUGCCUGCCAGCUCUGCCUUGCCUGGCCCUGCCUGGGACCCAGCUUGUUAGGUCUCCUUGGAGACCAGCCUGGGCUUGGCAGCGGCAAUGGAUCCAAGGUCCUGUGAGACCUGGGAAGGUUUGGGGCCUUUCCCGCCCAGCACCCAGGAGGCCUACCCUGGCUGCAGAGACUGGUGCAGGUUGACGGGUUUGAAGGCAGCCAGCCCAGCCUGGCCCAGAAGCACUAUUUAUUGUAUAUUUAUUGUUUGGAUGUCAUCAUCAGAAGAGAGGAAGGCAAUGAGGGAGGGGGUCCGGCCCAGCCUGCCUGCAGGAAGGGCUACCUCAGGCUGCUGUGGGCAGGGACCCCCACCAAGCCAAAACGAGCGCAGCUGGCCAAGCUGAUGCCUGAGUUUUUUCAAUAAAACAUUAUGUACUUCUGGGCUU
This is a messenger RNA of Loxodonta africana (African savanna elephant), 7497 nucleotides long. RefSeq names its product solute carrier family 12 member 4 (gene SLC12A4). Lineage: Eukaryota; Metazoa; Chordata; Mammalia; Proboscidea; Elephantidae. Gene Ontology annotation, molecular function: potassium:chloride symporter activity. Gene Ontology annotation, cellular component: plasma membrane. The record is from RefSeq and is a predicted model, not a curated record. The coding region runs from base 3771 to 7013 and encodes 1080 amino acids. Gene Ontology annotation, biological process: potassium ion homeostasis; potassium ion import across plasma membrane; cell volume homeostasis. The transcript is spliced from 24 exons.